Molecule: messenger RNA, 4145 nt
Organism: Perca fluviatilis (European perch)
Lineage: Eukaryota; Metazoa; Chordata; Actinopteri; Perciformes; Percidae
Gene: b4galnt4a
Product: beta-1,4-N-acetyl-galactosaminyl transferase 4a
Exons: 22
Coding region: 291-4145 (1284 amino acids)
Cellular component (GO): Golgi cisterna membrane
Molecular function (GO): acetylgalactosaminyltransferase activity
Source: RefSeq, a predicted model, not a curated record
CGGGUACCCCGCACCCGGCCGCAAGACCCUUCUCGUGCACGUCAGUGGUUCCGGUUUGCUGCCACGAAUUAAUUCCUCAAAAUAAUACACACCCACCUCAGUGAAUCCUUGGCUGGUGGAUACAUAGACAUCUUUGCUGCCUGGGAUGCCGUCGCUGUGACCGGGAGAGGUAGACCGUCAGUAGAGCCGCGGACAGCCAGAAUACCAAACGCCAGCAGCGCCAGAGUGACCACUUUCCGGACCCGUUUUGACUAUCUACCGGGCGGCUACCGGAGGAUGUUCGAGCCAGGAUGCUGCGCUUCCCCGUGAAGAAGAUCCGGAAGCAGUUCAAGCUCCUGCUGCUGCUGGUACUGCUCACCUCCGCCGUGUGGUUCACCUACCUGCACAUCAACCAGGGCAAGACCAUCAAACUCCACUUCAACUACGGAAAAGAUGGAGAGAGACAGACGGAGGGGACGGACGCCAGCCGUAAGAGGGACACUCGCUCCUCAGCCGGCCACCACAAGAGUGAGGACACCAGCGACAGCAGGGAGGACGAGGCUGCAGAUGAUGAACAAAUCACAGGAGGCACUAAUGGCAGAGACCAUACCCGCAUCAGGAAGUUCCUCAGCCAAGGCCACAAGAAAUUGCCAUGGAAAGUGGAGUAUAAAGGACAGGCCAACCUGCAUGUGUUUGAGGACUGGUGUGGCUCCUCUAUAGCCCAACUCAGAAAGAACCUGCACUUCCCUCUCUACCCUCAUGCCAGAACCACACUGAGGAAGCUGGCAGUUGCUCCGAAGUGGAAGAACUAUGGCCUGAGAAUAUUUGGCUUCCUUCACCCUUACAGAGAUGGUGAUUUCCAGUUCUCUGUAUCGUCUGAUGAUAACUCUGAGCUCUGGCUGAGUCCUGAUGAGAGCCCUCUCAACGCCAGACUGCUGGUCUACGUAGGACAGCUGGGUACAGAGUGGACAGCUCCAGGCGAGUUCAGCAAGUUCAGGUCCCAGUCCUCCAAGUCUGUGCACCUAAUCUCGUCCAGACGAUACUACUUUGAGAUUCUCCACAAGCAGGAUGACAAGGGCUCGGAUCACGUGGAGGUUGGGUGGCGUCCGUUCCUCCCUGGUCUGAAAUAUGAAGUGAUAGACUCAGCCUACAUCUCCCUGUACACAGACGAGUCCAAUCUGAAGAUGAACAGUGUGGACCACAUCCCCCAGACCUUGGCCAGUCACAUCCGUCUCCCAGAGGAGGCUCAGCACCAGGGUUUGGAGAGAGGCGGCAUUGUGCAGCACGGAGCGGAUAUGCUAAAGCCGGACCCCAGGGACACCUUCUACAGCACUCCUAUGAUCGACCCCUCCCGACUGGAAAACGUUCUUCCGGCCUGUCUCUACUCUCCAACCUAUGUCGUCAAAGAUUUUCCCAUCGCCAGAUACCAGGGCCUCCAAUUUGUCUAUCUGUCCUUCGUUUACCCCAAUGACUUCACACGCCUCACCCAUAUGGAGCGAGAGAACAAGUGUUUCUACAGAGAGUCCCCUAUCUACUUGGAGAAGUUUGGUUUCUACAAAUAUAUGAAGAUGGAUGAGGAGGAAGAUGACAGACCGUUCUUCUUCCCCAACCCAGAUGAUUUCCUCGAUGAAGAAGAGGUGGUAGAUGUAGAGGACGAGGCAGAGAUCGUUGGCACGCAGUCACCCAAGAAGCCCUCUCAUCCCAGCCAGACCAGCCACACCUCCAACCCCUCCCAUCUGCACUCGAAGCCUGCGCCCACACCAGCUGGCAGAGAAGGGGAAGAAGAGGAGGAGGACCCUGAUGAAGAGGAGGAUGGAGCAGUCGACAGUAUCAUACGCCGCAGAGAAAGGAGACACUUUCCUCACAGUGAUGGACAGAUGGGUAGGGAUAUUGACAGAGACUGGGGAAGAGAUCACACAAACAUUAGACAAGACACGAGGAAGGGAUUUGAAGAGCCCCAACCCAGGGGCCCUCAGCCUGACAUGGACAGUGUGGUCCGGGGUCGCUCCCUGUCUUGGAUUCGCACCGGUCCUGCAGAGUUGAGCCCUGGCAGGAAAGGAGGAGGAACAGGUGGUGGAGGAGGAGGAGAAGGAGGAGGAGGAGAGAAGGGAGUUGAGACUCUGCCUAAACUGAGCAAGUCUUCACUCCUUUUCCCCCAAAAGUCCUCCUUCUCUGCCCUUGCCAGCCGAGCCAAGCAGAUCCUCAGCAACUCCGCCCAUAGCAACAACUUCCAUGAUAACCAAAACAACAAGCUCGCUGGAAACAAGAAGGAGAAGAGGGAAGAGAACAAGAUCUACAUCACCAGGCCUCGCACUGCCAAGGAGAGGGAGAGGGACAGGGAGAGGGAGAGGGAGCAGCGUCGAGAGAGGAGGGAGGAGAGAGCAUCUCGCCACCCUAGAGAGGUGUUCCCGGGGGUCUUUCUGUACCAAACUGGGAAGACCACAAGGCUGGUCAACCUGGAUGCCAAAGGACAUGCUGGGAGAGGCAUAACCGGAGGCAGAAGUAUUGUUAGUGCCCCUCAGCUCUGGCCCAAUCCACCCACAAAAGAAGGUAAGCAUCACAAUGGAAGUAUCAACAUACAGAAUGAAAGCGUACAGAAGUCUGGCAACAGGGCAGCCGAGGCAAAGCAACCAGACAAAGGCAAGAGGAAAGAGGAGCAAUGGGAUUUAAAGACUACUGUCACUGCUGAUGUGCCCAGAAAAGGCAACCCGCUAACCCAUCACAAAGAUCCACCUCCGGUUACCCAGCAAAGGUUCAACUCCACAGAAAACACGCUCCAAAGUCAGACAAGGGUCACCUCUUACCUCAGGACCUCUGAGAUCACAGAGUCCCAGCAGCAGCCAGACCCGGACCCCAACCCGGCAGAACAGGACCAGGAUACAAACCGCUCCAAUCCUGACCCCGACAUUGACCCCGAGCCAGAACCAGAGGAGGGCGAGAUGUCGGACUACAGCUACGAGGAGGUCGAGGUGCGGCCAGGUUGGGCAGAGGAGAGCAUCAACUGGCAGAGGACCUUCUCAGUCAAUCCGAUGGACUUUGAGCUGCUGCGCUCUGACUGGAACGACCUGCGCUGCAAUGUGUCUGGCAACCUCCAGCUGGCAGAGAGUGAGGUGGUGGAUGUGCUGGCGCAGUACAUGGAGAAACUCAACGAACGUAACGGAGGGAUCUACACCCUGCUGCGAAUCGUCAACGUUGAGAAGCGGCGCGAUUCGGCGAGAGGGAACCGUUACCUCGUGGAGCUGGAGCUAAUGGAGAGAGGCCGCAGCGUGGUGCGUCUGUCAGAAUACAUCUACCUGCUGCUCCACCGCGGCAGGCAGGGAGAGGAAAGUCUAGAGAACACUGACUUUGCCCCGGCCUCGGCACCAGCUUCGGCCCCAUCAGCUGCCACAUCCAGCCUCACCACCCCACCGGCCCCUCCCUCCACCAGGUCCCCCGCCCGGCCCGGAGCGACCCCCUGGAGCACAGCCUAUGCUAAGCCUCUGCUCUGCCAGCCGGUCAUGCUGCAGUGGAGGAGAGAUGUCAUGGUGCACUUUGUGGUGCCAGUGAAAAACCAGGCUCGCUGGGUACAGCAGUUUAUCUCUGACAUGGAGAAUCUUCAUCACCAGACGAAGGAUGACAAUUUCAGCAUCAUCAUUGUCGACUUUGAGAGUGAAGACAUGGACGUGGAGCAGGCACUCAGAGAAAGCAGUGUGCCCAGAUAUGAAUAUCUAAGGAGAGAAGGGAACUUUGAGCGCUCAGCAGGACUGCAGAUCGGAGUAGACACUAUAGAGGAUAGUCACAGCAUUGUGUUCCUGUGUGAUCUGCACAUCCACUUCCCUCUCAACAUCCUGGAAAGCAUCAGGAAGCACUGCGUGGAGGGACGCCUUGCGUUCGCUCCCAUUGUCAUGAGACUCAGCUGCGGCAGUUCGCCACAGGAGCCUGAUGGUUACUGGGAAGUGAACGGCUUCGGCCUUUUUGGAAUCUAUAAGUCUGAUUUUGAUAAGAUUGGAGGGAUGAACACGGAGGAAUUCAAAGACCGCUGGGGUGGAGAGGACUGGGAGCUGCUGGACAGGGUACUGCAGAAUGGUUUGGAGGUAGAGAGACUACGCUUGAGGAACUUCUUUCACUACUACCACUCUAAACGAGGCAUGUGGAACGCCCAAAACAAGAAAACUCCUAAAGGAUAG